This is a messenger RNA of Ectocarpus sp. CCAP 1310/34, 1542 nucleotides long. The record is from the annotation of a GenBank genome assembly. NCBI's taxonomy places the organism in Eukaryota, Phaeophyceae, Ectocarpales, Ectocarpaceae.
CAAGUGAAUUGACGUACGGGCUGCCUGCCUUCUCUCUCCUGCCGGAUUUCUCGUACCACUACAGUACUUGCCGGCCGCGAAGGAGGAAUCGCGCGUCUGGCAGCUCGGAAUUUCGUCCGCCAGGGGUGCAACAGAUCGAAGUAUGCGCGUGAUCGGCCGUUUGCGGAUGUUUUGCCUGAGCUUGGUGGGACUAUCAUCGGUCAGCGGUAAUGACGGUGCAUCGAGUCGCCGGAUUCGUAGAGCCGAGGAAUCCUAUCCGAGUAUCGAGUUCGACGUGUUGCCACAGUGCUACUCUACCCCGGCAGCCAACCCUUCCAACGGCUCAUGGCGCCGUUGCGAAAACGGGGUGAACGAGUCCCCGACCAACCCGGACGACAUGAUGAACCCCAACCCCAAGACAAUCUGCUAUCAGAAGUGGGCGGAGCACCACGGCAGCGAGGAGCCUAUGCCGUACUACACUUGGGACGCGGCGGAGUGCUCACUUGAGGACGUUAACGAGGAGAAGUUCUGCCGCGCUAUGGAGGGGCGGAAAGGCAUCCUGCUCGUGGGGGACAGCAUCACCGACCUGAUGGUGAGAACGCUGGUUUCGGUCUUGCGUGCGACGCCAGAACAGGUCCACUCCAAGUACCACCUCAAUCACGCCCUCAAGUGGGGGGCAUGCAACGGGGAGGUCAAAAUUGCGUUUUAUCGAAACGACUUCCUUGACACCACCACGAGGCGGAGUGCGUUUUGGGACGGGUUCUGUGACUCAAGAAACCCUAAACGGAACGCGCAGUGCGAAGUGUUCGCGGACGACGACACCCUUAAGGAGUACGACACGCUGAUAAUCAACAGCGGGGCACACCCUAGAUCCUUGGACGAGUACCGAGAGGCGAUGGAGACCGCAAGCAAAAAGAUGACGGCGUCCAUGAAACGUCUCCACGGAGAUGAUGCUCUUCUCAUCGUGAGAAACACCCCACCAGGGCACGGCGUAACAUGCACCGAAAGGACGUUUGACGGGCCCGUUGAUGUUGAUACCGCCCUCGACUUGGUCGCGAGCGGACCUCACCAGUACCAGUGGGGCCGCUUCCCGAAAUACAAUGCCAUUCUCGAAGAGGCCUUUCUGAGCAACGCUACGGAUGGAUGGAAGGAACUGGACGCCUACACCCCGACCUUGCUUCGUCCCGACUUCCAUUUGGGGGGAGACGAGAACCCGGACUGCCUACACUACUGUAUUCCAGGGCCAAUAGAUCACUGGGUUCGACUGCUGUACAAUAUGUUGUUGGCCAAAGGGUAUCAAUAGAGUAGGUUGGUUGCGCGACAAUAUCCGCGUUUGUUUUGCACGGGAUAAACUGCCGUAGGAUAUGCCUGCAAAUGACGAAUCUUUGCCUCAACUGAUUUGAUCACGUGCGUAUGUAGGGUUAGCUUGUGGAUGAUCAUUUAGCAGCCGUGGCGCGCGGGGCUGAAGCCUUGAGAUGCUCGCUGAGAAGUGAAGCAACCUCCAACCCUUGGAGGUUGAACAAUUGGAUAUCGGUGGACAAAGCUCGGUCAAGAUGUGUCGAG